AUGUUCUUCUAUUCAUGUUCCUCUAGGGCAUCGAAUGAGGAGCAAUUACCACCCGCGGGGCACUUUAACCUGCCGUUGCCAAUUGCCACUGAUAAGAUCGUGAAAGCCAAUGCGGGCUAUAAACGUGAGCUUUUUGAACAUCACUUGGAGCGGAGGACAAACUAUUGCGCCAACUGUAACCUUCUGGGCGUGUUGGCUUUCACGGAGGGAGACGAAGAGGAAGCGCUGAAGUAUUUCAAGAUGGCACUGGAUGAAGACCCAAAGAAUUUGAAUGCCUUGGCCAACAUCAAUCACGUGAAAGGGCGGUCCAGUUCAGAAAAGGAGAAUUCAGUGCCUGAUUUAUCGACGAGAGCGGGAAAGAUACAACAGGCGAGGUGCUAUGCGGAGCAAGCCUAUCCCUACAUCCAACUCUACCAUGGCACGGUCAAAGACCAGCAAUAUGAAUGGUAUAAUUGGGCUGCCCGAUUGUACAAAGAAGCGUUCACAUUGGCCGGUAGUUUGGUGGAUCGAGCCACGAGGCAUGAGUGGUUGUUUAGUUCCGGACUCGCCAGUUUUAAAAUCUUGGAAAUGAUGGUCAUCAAGAGAAACGAGGGGUGUGCUAAAGAGGCGUUGCGAGGCCUAGCUGAGAGAUUUGGGGCUAUUGUGGACAGCCCAUCUGCAGAUAACGCAAUCAAGUGCAAAGCACUGAUGCACGUUGCCGUCGCCUUCGAAAAAGCUUCAAGACUCUUUGUAAUACCUCAAGAGUACAUACCCAAGAGCCUGGUGAAAUACAUCGCCCGCCCGGAGAAGUGUCUGCGGAAGGCGCGAGAUUUGUCUCCGGAUGACGCCUUGACGGCCAAGAUCCUCGUUCGUCUUGCUCAGAUGCGUCAACGACCUGAUUGCGGUGGGUCGUUCGAGGAAGCCAUGGAGCUCUUAAAUGAAUCCAUCGCUCUAGACCCCUCCAAGUUCAACUUCCUUGCCUACUCUUCGAGGGCCUCACUGUGCAUCAAACAAUACAGACGCACCAAUGAGCUACGUCUCCUAUCGAAAGCUCGGAGAGACCUGGAGUUCAUCUUGCCAAAGCACGAAUCACCAUGGGAUUUGGAAUGGCUGGCGGAAGUAUAUUAUCACCUGGCGAAACGCACCGCAGGGAAACAAGCUAAAAAGUACAUCAGGAAGGCUCUCGAGACCUGUACGAGGUGCAAGGGAUGCCAGGACGGCAAAAAGAGAUCUGGGCUUCACCACGUACGUGGACAGAUCCUGUGCCUGAACGGCCAGCAUCAGGAAGCGAUGGAGUCCUUCCAGAAAGGCGUUGCGUGCGAGGAGAAAACCGGCUGGAUAAGCGGCAACAUGGACUCACUCCGCGAAGAACGGGAACACGUCAGAAAGGACGAUGCAGCUAGGAAAGUCCUAGAGUCUGACGCGGAUGACUGA
This is a messenger RNA of Patiria miniata (bat star), 1413 nucleotides long. Its product is annotated as tetratricopeptide repeat protein 22-like. The transcript has a single exon. The coding region runs from base 1 to 1413 and encodes 470 amino acids. The record is from RefSeq and is a predicted model, not a curated record. Lineage: Eukaryota; Metazoa; Echinodermata; Asteroidea; Valvatida; Asterinidae. Gene Ontology annotation, molecular function: protein binding.